This is a messenger RNA of Pecten maximus, 724 nucleotides long. Its product is annotated as sacsin-like. The record is from RefSeq and is a predicted model, not a curated record. Gene Ontology annotation, molecular function: Hsp70 protein binding. The transcript is spliced from 5 exons. Lineage: Eukaryota; Metazoa; Mollusca; Bivalvia; Pectinida; Pectinidae. Bases 159 to 644 code for a protein of 161 amino acids.
AUAAAGCAAUGGAUUAGACUGAAGACCAGAAAUGGACCGAAAGGAAGAUGAGGAAAAUCCUCCUGGGAGAUCCCAUCGGAAACAUAACAGGAAGCACAAAACCAGUUCUCCUAAACUGGAGCGGAAGAAGAUUGCUAUCACACAAAAUAUAAGGGCGGAUGAAAUACAGCCAAAGGAUGGCCCGACAGAGAAUGACUUCCAUGAAAUUACUCAUUCAGCAUGUGGAAGCGAUGAGGGAUAGUCAAACUGUCUUAAUGGGCGGGUACUCUGAUUCAUCAGAUUCUGACCAUGAAAUGGACCAGCCGUCACUUCUGGAACAGCUUAAGACCAUCCUGGAUAAUUAUCAAGACGCCCAAAUCAUCCGGGAACUGAUUCAAAAUGCCGAUGACGCAGAAGCCACAGAGAUGAAGAUUACAUAUGUCAAAGAUGGUGAGAUGAAUAACCCGGGACAGCACAAGCUGAAUGGAUGUUAUUCAGAGUAUUUCAGGUCUCCAGCCCUGUGUGUAUAUAACGACGCAGUGUUCAACAAACAGGACUGGAGGUACAUUACAAGUAUCUACCGCAGCGGAAAACGUGAAGACGCUCUCAAAGUAGGCAGAUUCGGACUCGGGUUCAAGUCAGUGUUUCACAUGACAGGUUUGUAAUUUUUCCUGAGAUUAAUAGUGCCCUCUGAGAUUCUUGCUAGACCAACUUUUUAUACCAUCGUUAAAAUCCCUGGAAAUGU